Molecule: messenger RNA, 1322 nt
Organism: Branchiostoma floridae (Florida lancelet)
Lineage: Eukaryota; Metazoa; Chordata; Leptocardii; Amphioxiformes; Branchiostomatidae
Product: geminin-like
Exons: 7
Coding region: 116-982 (288 amino acids)
Biological process (GO): negative regulation of cell cycle; negative regulation of DNA replication
Cellular component (GO): nucleus
Source: RefSeq, a predicted model, not a curated record
CGCAGGUUCUUCGUUUUGAAUUUGGCGCCAACUACAGUCGUUCACGGGCCCACUUCCGGCCUUCGUGGUGCAGUGUGGGUAUUUCUCAGCACGUGAUUGUGGUGGGAAACUCGAAAUGGCGUCGGUGGAACAGAACGCGCGUCUCUCCGCAGAAAUCUCAGUAUCCACGACUUUGUCGUAUCCUAAGACCAUCCCCAGAGAUAGCACCAGCAGCAGUGGUUGCAGUGACAGUGAGGAGAGAAGUACCACGUCAGCAUCCAUGUUAGAAGUACUGAAGAUGGCAUCACCUCAGCAACACAAGCGCAGGAAAGUCAAGUCAUUCAAAGACAGGUCAAAAAUGUCAACUGCAUCUCCAAAGAGAAGGAAGCUUCAGACUCUCCAGCUUACAGCCAAACCCGGCCAACUGGCUGGCAAUAACACCAUCCUAAGGUUCCUUGACAAGAAAAGCACCAAGAGGAAAAGCUGCUCGGACGGAGAGCGCAACAAGCCAGUCAAACUACCAAGGGCUGACUUGGUAUCACGUACAACAACAACUACAACCCCUGUGAUCUUCCAAGACCAAGACUCUUCUAACGAAAGCAGCAGUUGUGAGGAUAGGAAGUCUCUUGCACAGGAGGCACUAGAUAUCAUGAAGAAUGAGCCUACGCCUGAGUCCUACUGGCAGGAUGUUGCAGAGGAGAGGAGACUGGCACUAGUUGACACACUGAAGGAAAAUGAAGAACUUCACCAACAGCUGGACGAGAAGAAAGCUGUGAUCAAGGAGAAGGAGGAAGUGAUUCAGGAUCUGACAGAGGAAAAUGAAACUCUGAAGAAGAUGGCUGAGCAGGCUGAGGACCUUCUAGCUAUCUUAAAGCCAAUAACUGAAGAUGAGGAGAACCCAAAGAGUGAAGACAAUGCAGUGUACAAUGCUUCAUCAGCUGCAGCUUCCUCCCACACAGAGGAAGGAGGAGCCACAUCACAUCAAGGAUCUGGCGGCACCUGAUUUGCUUGACACAGAACUUUUGUUAGCAUUUUUCAGACCUGUAAAAUGUCCUGUGAUGAAUUGGUUAGAAUCACUGUUUUUUCUCUGCAUGCUGUAUAUAUUUUGCAAUGCUGCUAGUUUUAACUUAAAGUAUUUUUUUAUGCAUGUUGUACUGGAGAAACUACCGGUAACAAGCUAUGCGAUUAACAUUUUGUAAAAGGAUUGUUUGCCGGGGCCAACAUUUCUAAUCUCUGCCUUGUUCAGAACAUGCAAAAAAAAACAUCUAAAGUCAGGCAAUCAGCAUACUUUUUUGUGUAUUAUUCUUUGUCUGUUAUAUGUUUAUCCAAUAAAAUGUCUCUUC